AGAUUCAACGAACAGACUUUUUUUAAAGGUUAAAACCGUCAAUAAAUUUUCAAAAGCCGUUACCUCUACCGGUUUUUGGUAGUUAGGAAAACUGAGAGUUUGCCUUGAGGCACUCUUGGUCCAACCCCUCAACCAAACUUUCGAUAAGCCAUCAAUAGGCUUGCCACAGGAACAGCGUGCACCUGCAGCAGCCACAGCUUCCUGUCUGCGCCAUUCGAUUAUAUAAAAAACUUUUGUUUCGUAUUCACAGCAGCCGCCACGUUGCAUAUAUACCGAAACUCUGGAGAUGUCACUGAUGUUGCAUUUAUUGUUGUUGCUGCUGCUGUUUGGUGAGGUGCCAGCAUUUGGACGCAAGGUAAAACGAAAGGACGCCCAUUACCAUUUGAAUGUGCCACCACCGCCGCCGCCGUUGCCACAAAAAACAGUAGCAUCCGCUCAAACGGUUGUUAUCGAUCAUGAGGUGCCGCCGUACGCAUUUGAAGCCAUCAACCAUGAUGAGUUUGAGGCGCCACAGCAUCCCCAGCUGAGCGCACAUUAUGAGAAUUCCGAUUAUAUUUCGCACAGCGGUCACAUCAGUGGCAGCAGCAGCGGUGGCAGCGGCAGCGGAGGUUACCUGGUGGACAAUGGCCUGCGCAGCAUUGCCAAGGGGUCAGCGGAUCAGGCCAGCUCGGCCGUGGCCAGCCAGAAUGCGGCCGGCAAGCAGGCCUCUUAUGUGGCCAAGAGCACACUGGCUCAGGCAGCCGCUCAAGCAGCGGGCACAGCUGUUGCCGUACUGAAGGGCAGGGAGGUGCUGCUGCGCCGCCUGGAGGAGCAGAUUGUUGAGGCACACAAGGCCGUGGAGUCUGAGCUCACCCAACUGCAGCAGGCCAAACGCUCCGCCAAGGCGGCGCAGUAUGCCGCCCAGCAGGCGAUCAACCAUGUGAGCGUGCUAACUGCAGCGCUCAACAAUGCACAGUCCGCCUCAGAGCUGGCCCAGAAGGCGGUCGCCGAGGCAGCCGCCGAGCUGUCAUCACAAAUCGAUAUGGUCGCUCAGGCCAAGAGCAAGCUGGAGCAGACCGAAUCGCAGGCCUAUGCGGCGCGUCUGGACUACGAGGAAACACGCGAGGCGGCCGAGAAGGCAACACUCUCCGCCCAGGAGGCGCAUCUAAAUGCCAACGAUGCGGCGCUGCACGCCAACGUCGAGCUCAGCGAAGCGGUUCACAUCCAUGACAAGAGCGACCGCAAUCUGGACGAGGAGUCGGCGCCGUCUACACGCAAGCGCAAGCGGUCGUAGGACAGGCCUCCACCUGAAUGCCUAACGGUCUCUUGG
This is a messenger RNA of Drosophila montana, 1309 nucleotides long. RefSeq lists its product as uncharacterized. Bases 287 to 1273 code for a protein of 328 amino acids. The record is from RefSeq and is a predicted model, not a curated record. The transcript is spliced from 2 exons. Lineage: Eukaryota; Metazoa; Arthropoda; Insecta; Diptera; Drosophilidae.